Messenger RNA from Pneumocystis carinii B80, 222 nucleotides. RefSeq lists its product as hypothetical. The transcript has 5 exons. Lineage: Eukaryota; Fungi; Ascomycota; Pneumocystomycetes; Pneumocystales; Pneumocystaceae. Bases 1 to 222 code for a protein of 73 amino acids. The record is from RefSeq and is a predicted model, not a curated record.
AUGACAGUUAAGAAAAAAGACAUUAAUAACACCCAAAAAGACCCUCUUAAAAGACCCUCCAAAAAGACAAGUAUUCUUAUCCUUUUAUCAAAAAUAUCCAAGAUACGAUGGGGGAGAAAAUCCGUGAGAGAAAAUCAUAAAAAAAUAAUUUAUAGUAAUAUAAAUAAGGAUAUAAAUAAGGAUAUAAAUAAGAAUAUAAAUAAGAAUAUAGAUGAUAAAUAG